AGUCAGCUCGCCGAGGAAGCGACGGCGGACCAAAUUUCGGUGCUCUUCAUCGAGCAGUUAGGCGGUAAAUCCGAUUCAAAAUCCGGUGGUGAUAUCGUUGUUUGCUGAUAUGGUUCAUAAUUGAGACAGGUCUUACGUGAGUUUACGUGGCGCCGCGUAGGGACCUUGGCAGUUUUUACGGAGUUUAAGCAAGGCGUGUUUGUGUUGACUUUUCUCCGAGUUGUCCACAGAUUUUCCUGGAGAUUUUCGUUCAGUUCCGCAUAUAUACUCGACAAAUAUGUGGAGGCUUUGGAGUUGGUACUUAAUUACCUAGGGUAAGACGUACGUCCUCGUCAGCCAUGCUCAUCAAGGAAUAUCGUAUUCCUCUACCACUCACGGUGGAGGAAUACAGAAUUGCUCAGCUCUACAUGAUAGCAAAAAAAAGUCGGGAGGAAAGCAGUGGAGCUGGUAGUGGGGUUGAAAUACUAAUAAAUGAACCCUACAUCGAUGGGCCUGGCGGACAAGGACAAUAUACUAGAAAAAUUUACCACGUAGGAAGUCAUUUACCAGGAUGGAUAAAGGGAAUUCUUCCAAAAACUGCUCUGAUGGUCGAGGAAGAAGCGUGGAAUGCUUAUCCUUACACAAAAACCAGAUAUACAUGUCCUUUUGUUGAAAAAUUUUCAUUAGAAAUCGAAACAUAUUAUUAUGCAGACAAUGGCCAUCAAGAAAAUGUUUUUAAAUUGUCUGGCAGUGAUUUACGAAAUCGAAUAGUAGAUGUGAUAGAUGUUGUUAAAGACCAAUUGUAUGGUACAGACUAUGUGAGGGAAGAGGAUCCUAUGUAUUAUAGAUCAGAAAAGUCUGGUCGUGGUCCAUUGGACGUAAAUUGGUUGGAAGAAUAUUGGGAAGAAGUGAGGGGAAAGCCUCAACCAUUACCAAACGGCAAAGCUCUUAUGUGUGCUUACAAGCUGUGUAGGGUAGAGUUCCGAUACUGGGGAAUGCAAACGAAAAUAGAGAGAUUUAUUCAUGAUACAGCUCUCAGGAAAACAAUGCUUAGGGCUCACAGACAGGCGUGGGCAUGGCAGGACGAGUGGCAUGGGUUAACAAUGGAAGAUAUACGGGAAAUUGAAAGGCAGACCCAGUUAGCUCUGAAAAGGAAGAUGGGUCAAAUUGAAGAUGAAAUAGAUGAAGAUGAUAAUUUAAAUAACAGUGCGGCUAAAGAGGACCCUUGUAAAACAUUAGCUGCCACUCUUGGUAGCAUUGAGGUAUCUGAAGACAGUCCGUUAUUAACAAAAAAUACGAGCAUUCCAGCUAUACAAACUGCUGCAAGCUCUGAUGCUGAUCUUUCACCGGAAGAUGAAAUGUUGUCUAUUAAAAAAGAAGAAAAAUGGCACCAACCACGCAAUUUACACUCUCCUAGUUCAUCAUCGAUUAAAAGUUUUGAUCUACAAGUGGCUAAUUGGCGGAUAGAAAGUUUAGGUAGAGAUUCGGAAUCACCAGCCGAUGAGGAAUAUUUCGAUUGUGAAGAUAUGACGGAUUCUUCUUCGUUAGCAAAAUGGAGUUCCGUAGACCUCCUUACUGAAGAGGAAGUAGAUACAGCAUCACCGACGACUGUUACUGUAGACAAACAAGAAGACAGCAUAUUUUCACCAACAUUCCUACAGAGAGUAGCUAGUGAACGGGGUAACAGACGAUUAAUGCAGAGAGCGAAAAUAAACUCCCUUGAUGCCUCUUGCCCGGACUCACCAAGUGCUUCACCAGCUCAUCAACCCUGUAACACAACAGUAUUAAUAUUAGUCCUCCAUGCUGGAAGUGUAUUAGAUGCUAAUGUAGAUAUGGCUGCAAAGAAAUCCGACGUCACUACUUUCCGUGGUGCAUUCGAGAUGGUGAUGCGGCAACAUUAUCCAUCGUUAAUUGGUCACAUUGCAAUAAGAUUAGUGUCUUGUCCCUCAAUUUGUACAGAAGGAUUAGGAAUAUUAUCCAGCCUUAGUCCAUACAGUUUUGAUGUUUCUCCCUCGUGUAUAGACGUACCACAAAUCACUCACGAUUCCAUUCCUAUUGGUGCUAUUCCUAUAUUAGCUUCCUCAACUUCUGACUAUAUCGAAGCUGUGUCACGGACAAUCACUGCAGCAAAUGCUGCAUAUCAAGACUUUAUUAAAUCAGACGAAGGGCAAGGUUUUGCUGGUCAGGUGUGUUUUGUAGCUGAUUCCAUAGGUUCCAUUUUAGCUUACGAUUCUUUGUGUAGAACAUCAAAGUAUUCUUCAAGACAUGGUAGUGAGAAUAGUAUACUGGAUAAUGAUUAUCAAAAAGACGAUGUACAAAUAAAUGAAACUGGAUAUUUAACUGCACCAUCACCAAGAAGAAGAUCCUCUUCGACGAGCGACCAAUCUGGACAAAUUAAACUAGAGUUUGAUGUAACAGACUUCUUCAUGUUUGGAAGUCCACUUGCGUUAGUUCUAGCAUAUAGAAAGAUAUCUGCCCAAGACGACAAAGCAAACAAUAUAACCCGUCCAACCUGUCUUCAAGUUUAUAAUAUGUUCCAUCCAACUGAUCCUGUGGCUGCAAGAUUGGAACCUCUUUUGUCAGCAAGAUUCUCGAUAUUGCCACCUGUGAAUGUCUCCCGAUAUGCCAAAUACCCCUUGGGCAAUGGUCAACCUUAUCAUUUGCUCGAGAUUCUCCAAACUAACCCACAAAUGUUUAGUGAAACAUUGCAACCUAGACGUUUAUCUGAAGUUUCUAUUCAGAGUACGGUCUCUGGUUUGAUUGAUAAUAUUCCUCUCCAAGCUAUUAAUGCUUUGCAACAAAAAUGGUGGGGAGGAAAACGCAUGGACUACGCUUUAUACUGCCCAGAAGGACUGUCAAAUUUCCCAACAAAUGCACUACCUCAUUUAUUCCAUGCUAGUUAUUGGGAAAGCAAUGACGUUAUUGCAUUCAUUUUAAGACAAAUUGGGGGAAUUGAGGUUACAUCCUUGCCAGGUGGAGACGAUAAUGAACCUAUGUUUCGUCCUGGCCAACCAAGGGAAAAGUGGAUCAAAAAGAGAACAUCAGUUAAGCUUAAGAACGUUACUGCCAAUCAUCGAGCUAAUGACGUCAUUGUACGCGAAGGUGCUCCGCAGGUAUUAACAGCUCGAUUCAUGUAUGGUCCUUUGGACAUGAUAACUCUAACUGGUGAAAAAGUAGAUAUCCAUGUAAUGAAAGACGUGCCUAUAGGGGAAUGGAUUCAUUUAUCUACAGAGGUAACAGAUAAAACAGGAAGAAUAACUUACGCCGUUCCAGAAGAUAAGGCUCUUGGCUAUGGACUUUAUCCGAUCAAGAUGGUUGUGAGGGGAGACCAUACAUCCGUAGAUUUUUUUCUGGCCGUGGUUCCCCCCAAAACGGAAUGUGUUGUAUUUAGCAUCGAUGGAUCAUUUACAGCAAGUAUGUCGGUAACGGGACGGGAUCCUAAGGUUAGAGCUGGUGCAGUGGAUGUAGUCAGGCAUUGGCAGGAAUUGGGAUACUUAAUCAUAUAUAUUACGGGAAGACCUGAUAUGCAGCAUCGUAGAGUAGUAUCCUGGUUGUCACAGCAUAACUUUCCGCAUGGGUUGAUUUCCUUUGCAGACGGCUUGUCUACUGACCCUCUCGGCCACAAAGCUGCAUAUUUAAGUAAUCUAAUCAAUAAUCAUGGUGUAGCAAUACACUCUGCUUACGGUAGUGCCAAAGACAUAAGUGUUUAUACGUCAAUUGGACUGAAAUCAAAACAGAUAUUUAUAGUGGGAAAAGCUUCUAAAAAACAACAAUCCCAGGCUACGGUGCUGAUGGACGGUUAUGCUGCACAUUUAACAAUGUUAAUGUCUCAUGGUGGAUCUAGACCGGCACAGGGUAAUGCUAGAAUGGUAAUUCCUAGGGGAUACUUUGGUCUUCCAGGUCAAAGCUUUUCUAGGCGAAGAAGUAGGUCUGCAAAGAGAGCGACAUCAUAUCCUAUAGCCACUGAAGUACCUCAAGUGGAAAGAUCGAUGAGUACUCGUCGCUACCAAUUACCUAAACCUAUGCUUUCUAUUUCUACAAUCGGCAACCACAGUCCUGGAUAAAGCUUUCUACUGAGUAGAUUAGUUUUAUUAGGUAUUAUCAUUGUUUAUAUUUUUCUACCUAUAUACAUAAAUGAAAAAGUAUUGAAUUGUCUAUUUAAAAUCAAUAUAUUAACUGUUA
This is a messenger RNA of Anoplophora glabripennis (Asian longhorned beetle), 4161 nucleotides long. RefSeq names its product protein retinal degeneration B (gene rdgB). The transcript is spliced from 22 exons. Bases 339 to 4043 code for a protein of 1234 amino acids. Lineage: Eukaryota; Metazoa; Arthropoda; Insecta; Coleoptera; Cerambycidae. Gene Ontology annotation, molecular function: phosphatidylinositol transfer activity; phosphatidylcholine intramembrane carrier activity; metal ion binding. Gene Ontology annotation, biological process: phospholipid transport. The record is from RefSeq and is a predicted model, not a curated record. Gene Ontology annotation, cellular component: cytoplasm.